AUGACGACCUUUAGCUCCACAGUGUGGGAUGACGAUGUUGCUGAAAUUGCGGCUAAAUGGGCCCGGCAGUGUUCGCUCAACCACGAAAGUACUGAAGUUCUGAGAAGAGACCCAAAGCUUCCGGGUAUUCCAGUAGGACAGAAUAUUGCCUUUGGCCAGGCAACCUUUUUAGAUGCUCUCGCAGCCUGGUAUGAUGAAAUCGAGUUUUUCCUAUAUGGCACCGGUUCUGUUAAUGGCGAGGAAGUGCGUCACUAUACACAGAUUGCGGCGGGAAAGUCUGUCUCAACUCAGGAACAUUGCAACUUGCCACGUGUACAUGUGAAUGUAUUAGUGGUUUUUCUGGUCCAUCCUGUGAAACCUUCCAAUGUCCGGCAUCCGAUCAGUUUUUGUGGCGAUACCGGAAACUGUCGAUUCGACAACUACAAGAGCGCCUGUCCCUACCUAUGUGGUAGCUGUCCUUUAACCUGUACCAAGGUGUGUCAAAAUGGUGGCAACCUCAACACGUUGCCGUGCCUGUGUAAUUGUCCUACAGGAUACAGCGGCGACCUUUGCCAGGUCACUCCGGGUGGUUGCACCAAAGUGUGUCAAAAUAGCGGCGUUCUCAACUCUGCUGCAUGUUCGUGUUCAUGCCCAUCGGGUUACGGGGGAGAUCUCUGUGAAACUUGCACUAAGUCGUGUCAAAAUGGCGGCGGUUUGAACACUCUCACUUGCCAGUGUGCCUGUCCAUCAGGGUUUGGGGGAGACUUGUGUCAAACUUGUACGAAGACAUGUCAAAAUGGCGGCGGUCUGAACGCGGCUACCUGUCUGUGCUCCUGUCCAGCAGGGUUUGGGGGCGACUUCUGCCAAACCUGUAACAAGAUAUGCCAAAAUAACGGUGCUUUGAAUGCUGCUACCUGCCAAUGUAGCUGCCCACUUGGAACUGGAGGAGACCAGUGCCAAGAUCUGGAUGGAAACUGGGGUCAGUGGGGAGCGUGGAACUCAGCCUCUACUUCCUGUUCCGUCACGUGUGGAACCACUGCCACUAAAGUCGUCUACCGUUACAGAUCGUGCAACAACCCCAUUCCUAUGAAUAAUGGCCGGACUUGUCUUGGAUCUGACAGGGACGAGCGCAAUGAAAACUGUCAGCUGCAGCAAUGCCAACAAUCCUGCACAAAACUGUGUCAAAAUGGCGGCAUUCUGAACGCUCUUUCCUGUACGUGUGGCUGCCAGACAGGCUAUUGGGGCGACGUCUGUGAAAACCGGAAUGGAAACUGGGGUGCGUGGGGGAGUUGGAACUCUGCUUCCGGUAUCUGCACAGCGACCUGUGGAACGACGACGACAAAGGUUGUAUACAGGUACAGACAGUGUGAUAGCCCGUUCCCUCUGAACGCUGGUGAGAACUGCCCGGGGAUGAACACCGACGCGCGAAAUGAGAACUGCGGAUUCAGCCAGUGUCCGCCAGUUUGUACGAAGUCUUGUCAAAAUGGCGGCGCUCUGAACACAUUAACCUGCACGUGUGUCUGUCCGGCAGGGCAUGGAGGAGAUUUCUGUCAAGAUCGAGAUGGUCAGUGGGGUGCCUGGGGAGCAUGGAACUCUGCUUCAACCAUCUGCUCGGCGUCGUGUGGCACGACAGCCACGAAGACGGUCUACAGGUACAGGAACUGUGACAACCCUUUUACACUGUUCAAUGGCCGGUAUUGCCAGGGAGACAAUAGUCAGUCAAGGGAAGACAACUGUGGCCUGACUAAUGAAUGCCCUGCACAAGUGACCAUCGUCAGUCCUCCAGGUGAUUUUACCGUACUCGUCGGCAACUCCGGCAUCUUCCAGACAACUCUCAGUCGCGCUGAUGCUCCCAGCGUGAUGUGGCGGACCCGCGGCCUGGACUUGUCCGGUAACACCAGAUACGUCCAGAGUCUCAGCGGAGCCGACUACAGGCUCACCAUCCCAAACGUACAGCAUACAGACGCUGGUGUCUAUAGCGUGGUCGUCGACGGGGAUGUCCGCCAGGCCACUCUCACUGUUGUGUCUCCACUGAACAGUGUGACAGCUGUAGAAGGCACUGACGCGGUCCUCCAGACCCGAGUAUCCCCUAUCGGGGCACCAUCCGGGGUCUGGUCAAGGAACUCUGUACCACUGACUGCAGGGUCAAAGUACUCCUUCAUAGAAGCCGGGGACAUACGACAGCUGAUCAUACGAAAUAUAGUAGGGGCUGACCAAGGAGGUUACACUUACACCGUUAAAGGUCUCCCUACUAACGGAUUCCUAACAGUAUCAGGUGCUGUUGUAAAUGGGGGAUUCUCUGAAUGGGCUGCCUGGAAUCCAGCCGUCUUUGACUGCCCAGUGACCUGUGGCCGAGAGGCAACGAAGCCGAUCAACAGAACCAGGGUGUGCAACAGCCCUCCACCCGCUAAUGGAGGACAAGACUGCCAGGGCGUCAGGGUGGAGAGCAAGACUGCCAGCUGUCAGUUACCUAACGACUGUCCCGUUGACGGUGCCUGGACAAUUUGGGGUGCGUGGGAGGAACUCUGCCUGUCAUCAUGUGGCGUCAGUGUAAGAGGAAUCAGGUCAAGGUCAAGGGCAUGCACCAACCCUUCCCCUAGGAACAACGGACAGUUAUGUUAUGGAGAGAAUUUUCAAACAAAGCAGGUCAUAUGUGAUGUGCCGCGUUGUCCGGUGAACGGCGGUGUCGGUCCGUGGGGACAGUGGUUUCUCUCGUCAUGCUCAGCUACGUGUGGGCGCUCCAUUACAAGGCGAAGGACAAGGUCAAGGCUCUGUGACUCUCCACCACCUCAAAACAAUGGGACUGAUUGCAGUGAGCCUCUGCAGGAAGUUGAGGAACUACCCUGUUCCGUACCCCUGUGUGCGGGUCUUCAGUUCGUGAAUGACUUGACCAACCAGACAAUCCAGACUGGGUAUCUCGGGACCUUCCAGUUAAAUCUUACAGAAGCUGGUAUAACGAGGGGCACGUGGUAUAAAGAUAAUGUGCUUCUGACCAAGUCGGACAAGAUCCAGAUCACAACCCGGGACACUGUACAGACCCUGGUCAUCGUGAAUGGUCAGUUAGCAGACUCGGGUCUAUACAGUUACAAGUUGGACGGAAUGACCACUCAGGCGUACCUCACAGUUUUACCAAUAGAUUGUCCGGCAGAUGUCGUUGUUCUCCUUGAUGGGUCGCAGUUUGUUAUAACGGCAACAGACUUUGAUGGGAUCAAAGAAAUCCUGAAACAACAAAUCAACAACGCCUUGCAACAGCUGGGUGUGCUUAGAUUCGGUAUGGUAGUGUAUGGCAACAACGUGUCAGCCAUUAUUCAACUCAGCUCAAACUUUGCCUCUCUGCGGAUGCAAAUUGAUUCCAUUUCUCAGCCAGGAGGUGCAACGUACCUGAAUCUUGGACUGGAUGAGGCGCGCAAUCUUCUAACCGCAGAUCGGGUGACAACACCGAAGCACAUUUUGGCAAUCCUGGGUUCCACAACUAGCUCCCCGACAGAAACAGAGUUGGCUGGGACGGCAGCGCGUCAGGCCGGAAUCAACGUCAAAGCCUUGGGCAUCAUUGGGUUCUACAAGUCAGUGUCCUUUCUCUACAACAGAUUUAAAGCUGAUCUCGCUGCUGUCGCCACCGAUGCCGCUCGCGUAGUUGAAUACGACGACAUGACAGCGUUUCGUAAUGGAUUUAAUCUCAUGGAUGGGAUAUGCAACAUCAAUGUGGAUGGAGGCUGGUCGUCAUGGAUACCUUGGACCCAUGAUUCUUGUCCAAGUUGUGGAUUCAACGCCGUGGCGGACGCUCGGAGAACACGGGCAUGCACUUCUCCUACACCCCAGAACGGCGGCCUCCCCCCUGUGUGGGACCUGCGGAGGAGACAUCCCCCAGGGUUUGUCAAGUGCCCAGAUGCCCAAUCGAUGGAGGCUUCUCGGAGUGGACCCAAUGGUCAAGUCCAGUAUGCACAGAGAGUUGCGGGUUAGAUGUGACCGGGGUGACGACAAGGAACCGGACUUGCACCAAUCCCUCCCCACAGUAUGGAGGACGAGUCUGUGAUGGGGCGUAUCAAG
Haliotis rubra (blacklip abalone) is the source of this 4026-nucleotide messenger RNA. RefSeq lists its product as uncharacterized. NCBI's taxonomy places the organism in Eukaryota, Metazoa, Mollusca, Gastropoda, Lepetellida, Haliotidae. The record is from RefSeq and is a predicted model, not a curated record. Bases 1 to 3939 code for a protein of 1312 amino acids. The transcript is spliced from 25 exons.